CCACCAUGAAAGGCUGUCUUGCCUUAGCGACGGCGGUGGGUGCUGCGCAUGCUUCUAGUCUCGUUGAUAUUUGCACCGAUGCCUACAUCAAGGCCGCCUUGCCCGCCGAGGACACCUUUCAGGGUAUCUCCAUGAUCUCCAGCUCGGUCUCAACCAAGCUCCAUUCCAACGUGUCCAUCAGCAGCUCCAACUUCUUUCCCGCUGCUACCAUCAGCUACUGCGAUGUCAGCUUCAACUACACCCACAUUGGCCGGAAUGAUCGGGUGGCUCUCACCUACUGGAUGCCCGCCCCAGCCGACUUCCAGAAUCGGUUCCUCACCACCGGAGGCGAGGCCUACGAGAUCAACGAGGAUUCCGGCACCUCUGGCUCCUUACCGGGCGGUGUUAUGUACGGGGCAGUCUCCGGUCUUACCGACGGUGGCUUCAAUGGGCAAUCUUUUGACGAUGUCUUCCUUCUCGCCAAUGGCACUAUGAUGGAAAUCGGCCGUGAACUCACCCGCAAUGUGUACAACACUGGGGAGAAGAAGGUCUACACCUACUACCAAUCAUGCUCCGAGGGGGGUCGUGAAGGCUGGUCCCAGGCCCAGCGGUACGGCUUUGACUACGACGGCAUUAUCGUCGGCGCGCCUGCCUUCCGUUUUGCCCAUCAGCAGAUUAAUCAUCUUGUGCCCAACGUGGUAACCCAGACGAUGAAUUAUUAUCCGCCCCCUUGUGAGUUGGAGCUGAUUGUCAACGCCACCAUCGCUGCCUGCGAUCCGCUGGAUGGCCGCGCAGAUGGGGUCAUCGCCCGCUCGGACCUGUGCAAACUGCACUUCAAUUUCACCUCCUUGAUCGGCGCCCCUUACUACUGCGCGGCCAGUUCAGGCGGGAGCAGUCUGGGUCUCGGGUUCAGCAAGCGGCAGUCCAUGGGCGCGACCCCGGCACAGAAUGGCACCGUCACUGCAGAGGCAGUACAAUUGGUUCAAACGCUGCUCGCCGGCUUGAAAGACAACCAGGGCCGUCAAGCCUACUUGUACUUCCAACCCGGGGCGGACUUUGACGAUGUUGAAACCACCUACGACACGCAGACCGACGCCUGGGGCCUUAGUAUUGAUGGUAAUGGGGGCGAGUUUGUGGCCCGGUUUCUGAACCUGCAGGAUGUGAGCUCGCUGUCUUCUCUCGACAAUAUUACUUAUGACACUAUCCGCGACUGGAUGCAGAUGGGGUGGACCAUGUACGAAGAUACCCUGAUGACCCACAACCCCGAUCUCAGCAAGGUCCUGCAUUUUCACGGCGAACAGGACCCUAGCGUGCCUACUGCCUCCUCCGUCCAUUAUUACGAGGCGGUCCGCAAGAUUAUGUUCCCUAACGAGACUCUAAACACGAGUGCCGCCGCCCUGGGCGAAUUCUAUCGGCUCUAUCUUGUCCCCGGCAUGGCCCACUGCGGCACCAACAGUGAACAGCCAAACGGACCCUUCCCCCAAACGAACCUGGCCGUCAUGAUCGAUUGGGUUGAGAACGGUGUGGUCCCCGUGACGUUGAACUCAACAGUUCUCCAGGGAGACAAUGAAGGUGAGCACCAACAAAUCUGUGCUUGGCCACUCCGCCCUCUCUGGUCCAACAACGGGACAACUAUGAAUUGUGUGUUCGACCAGGCCUCGUACGACACGUGGAUCUACGAUUUUGACGCCUACAAACUUCCUCUGUACUAA
Molecule: messenger RNA, 1691 nt
Organism: Aspergillus brunneoviolaceus CBS 621.78
Lineage: Eukaryota; Fungi; Ascomycota; Eurotiomycetes; Eurotiales; Aspergillaceae
Product: tannase and feruloyl esterase
Exons: 3
Coding region: 6-1691 (561 amino acids)
Source: RefSeq, a predicted model, not a curated record